This is a messenger RNA of Ilex paraguariensis (yerba mate), 222 nucleotides long. The record is from the annotation of a GenBank genome assembly. NCBI's taxonomy places the organism in Eukaryota, Viridiplantae, Streptophyta, Magnoliopsida, Aquifoliales, Aquifoliaceae.
AUGAUGAUGGUCGAAGAUCUUGGUAUUGAAGCUAAAGAAGCUGCAGUGCGCGAGGUCGCAAAGCUGUUGCCACUUCCGGAGCUUCUGCAAUCCAUUUCCUCAAUCAAAGCCGAUUACAUUGCUCGCCAACAGCUAGAGGACUUUGUGUCAGCCAGAUGCCACCACAAUUUGGAAAACUUGAGCUUACGCAUGUCUGUCUCACUUCCUGAAUGGUGUAAAUGA